Eufriesea mexicana is the source of this 1125-nucleotide messenger RNA. Its product is annotated as retinol dehydrogenase 12. The transcript has 6 exons. The record is from RefSeq and is a predicted model, not a curated record. Lineage: Eukaryota; Metazoa; Arthropoda; Insecta; Hymenoptera; Apidae. The coding region runs from base 67 to 1125 and encodes 352 amino acids.
UUAAUUUGUCUUGAGAAUUAUAAAAAUUUGAAAUCUUUUAAAAGUGGAAAAAGUAAGUUCAGAAGAAUGCUGUUCAUCGGUUCAAUCUGCGCUAUAAUUGCGAGUUGCUUUAUGUAUCGUAAUUUAAGGCAAAUGCCAUGUCCUAUCGUCAUUGAACAAUUUUUAUAUGAAGUAAAAUAUACCUUACUAGCGGCUAAGGAAAUUAUAUAUGCUUGGAUAAGUACAAAGUACAAUGAAAAUGACUGUUUACCUCAACCAGGAAGAAUUGCAAUUGUAACAGGAGGAUCCAGAGGAAUUGGGGUUGAAGUGGUAAAGAUGCUGUUAGAACUUAACAUGGAAGUAAUAAUUGCUUGUAGAACACCUUCUGCAGGUGAAAAGGCCAUUCUUCAAAUCAGAGAAUCUGGCAUUAAUAGUGGACAGGCAAAGGUUUAUAAACUUGAUAAUGCUUCUCUGGAAUCUGUAAAACAAUUUGCUACAGAAAUAAAAAAGGAUUAUAAACAGAUUCAUGUUUUAAUUAAUAAUGCUGGUGUUAUGUUUGGUCCUUAUCAAGAAACAGUAGAUGGUUUUGAACAACAAUGGGCUGUAAAUUAUUUAUCACAUUUUUUAUUAACAUCAUUACUGUUGCCUCUAUUAAAAGCUGGUGGACUUCCUGAACAGUCUAGUAGAAUUAUUAAUAUUACUUCUUGUGUACAACUUCUGGGAAAAAUUAAUUUCAAUGACAUUAAUGAGAAAAAUAAGUUUUUAACUAAACGUGCAUAUGCACAAAGUAAAUUGGCGCAAGAAAUAUUUACAAAACGACUACAGGAUCUUUUAAAAAAGAAGCAGUAUUAUAUACAAGUUUAUUCUGUACAUCCUGGAGUAGUUUUUACAGAACUUUUCAUACAUUCUUAUAUUUGGAAAUAUAAAUUACUUUUUCAACAUCUUUUUAAGACUCCCAAACAAGGAGCUAUUUCAAUUGUAUAUACUGCUGUAAAUAAAGCAAUUGAAAAUUGUGGUGGUUUAUACAUUAAUAAUUGUCGUCCAGGCCAAGUUAAUCCAGAUGCUUUAAAUUCAUCUAUUCAAAAAACAUUAUUUGACAUAUCUCUUCAACAAGUGCAACUAAAUGAUUUUUUCCAAUAUGUAUAA